Stegostoma tigrinum is the source of this 7562-nucleotide messenger RNA. It is a transcript of the gene mmp24, whose product is annotated as matrix metallopeptidase 24. Gene Ontology annotation, biological process: proteolysis; collagen catabolic process; extracellular matrix organization. The record is from RefSeq and is a predicted model, not a curated record. Lineage: Eukaryota; Metazoa; Chordata; Chondrichthyes; Orectolobiformes; Stegostomatidae. Gene Ontology annotation, molecular function: zinc ion binding; metalloendopeptidase activity. Bases 371 to 1990 code for a protein of 539 amino acids. The transcript is spliced from 10 exons. Gene Ontology annotation, cellular component: extracellular matrix.
UGUGUGAGCUGGUUACAAAAACACCAGCCUCAAAUUCCUGUUUAUCAUCCGGCGCUGAAACUGGAUCUAGCCGUCCAACUGAUCACAGAUCCCUACCUGAUCCCUGCCCAUUGCAAUGGAUCCCCCAGUUUAGUGGGAAGCUGCUGGUUUGGGUUCGUGCAGUUCUACAAUAGCUGGCCCUGAGGUACUCAGCGAGAGAGAAUGCUUUAAUGUCCCCAUGUUGUACAAUAGCCGCAUGUUGGAGUGUGUGUAAUGACGCUGGGCCUGGAGGGGAAGCGCCCGGGUAGGCGGCUGCGAGAAUUGGUUGAAGACCUAUGGAUAUUUUCUGCCGGGUGAUAUCCGCACAUCAUCUGUACGAUCUGCUCACUCUAUGCAAACUGCUAUCGCGGCAAUGCAGCGAUUCUACAGGCUCCCAGUCACUGGAGUGCUAGACGAGACCACAGUGGAAUGGAUGAAGAAGCCACGAUGUGGUGUCCCUGAUCAGCCUCGGGUCACUCGCAGACAGAGGAGUAAACGCUAUGCACUCACCGGCCAGAAAUGGAGGCAGAAACACAUCACCUACAGCAUUCACAACUAUACCCCGAAGGUGGGAGAGUAUGAAACUCGGAGAGCCAUUCGCCGAGCGUUCGAUGUCUGGCAGAAGGUCACUCCGUUGACCUUUGAGGAAAUUCCUUACCAUGAGAUUAAGAGCAACAGGAAGGAAGCAGACAUUAUGAUUUUCUUUGCCUCUGGUUUCCAUGGUGACAGUUCCCCGUUUGAUGGAGAAGGUGGAUUCUUGGCACAUGCUUACUUCCCUGGGCCAGGAAUUGGAGGUGAUACUCAUUUUGACUCGGAUGAACCCUGGACAUUGGGCAAUUCCAACCACGAUGGAAAUGACCUGUUCCUGGUGGCGGUGCAUGAAUUAGGCCACGCCCUAGGCCUGGAACAUUCCAAUGAUCCCAGUGCGAUCAUGGCUCCCUUUUAUCAGUACAUGGAUACUGAAAACUUCAAACUACCACAGGAUGAUCUACAGGGCAUUCAGAAGAUUUACGGUCCACCGACUGAAAUCCUGGAACCUACGAGACCCCUGCCAACCAUCUCCGCUCGCAGGAUUCACUCCACCUCUGAAAGGAAACACGACCGACAAUCCCGACCCCCUCGACCCCCUUCUGGGGAGAGACCUUCCUACCCUGGCUCCAAACCCAACAUCUGCGAUGGGCAUUUCAACACAGUGGCUUUGUUCCGAGGGGAAAUGUUUGUCUUCAAGGAUCGUUGGUUCUGGCGCCUUCGCAAUAAUCGUGUGCAGGAGGGUUACCCGAUGCAGAUCGAGCAAUUCUGGAAAGGACUCCCAACCCGUAUCGAUGCAGCAUAUGAAAGAUCAGAUGGAAAAUUUGUUUUCUUUAAAGGAGAUAAGUAUUGGGUGUUCAAGGAGGUUACAGCUGAACCUGGAUAUCCUCAUGGGUUGGUGCAGUUAGGGAAAGGACUUCCUCGAGAAGGAAUUGACAUGGCUCUGCGCUGGGAACCUGUGGGAAAAACCUACUUCUUCAAAGGAAACAAGUACUGGAGGUAUAACGAAGAGAAGCAAGCGUCAGACCCUGGCUACCCAAAACCCAUCACCAUCUGGAAAGGAAUUCCCGAGGCACCUCAGGGUGCCUUUGUGAGCAAGGAAGGAACGUACACGUAUUUUUACAAAGGAAAACAGUACUGGAAAUUUGACAAUCAGAAGUUGCUUGUGGAGCCUGGGUAUCCGCGCUCCAUUGUCAAGGACUGGAUGGGAUGCAAUCACAAAGAUGUCAACACGAGCAAAGACCGUCGUCGGCCAAAUGACGAUGUAGACAUCAUGGUCCAGAUCAAUGACGUCCCCAGCACAGUAAAUGCCAUCGCUGUAGUCAUCCCUUGUAUCCUGUCCCUCUGUAUCCUGGUGUUGGUUUACACCAUCUUUCAGUUCAAGCAGAAAGGCUCACAGCAGAACCUGGUGUCCUGCAAACGCUCAGUGCAAGAGUGGGUCUGAAGAUCCGGGCACAAUAGGACAGGCGUUUUUAAAAUGUCAUUGGUUCAAACGAGGGCUAUUUGUGAAUGAGGCAGGAAUCUUCCAACCGUGGGAAAGAUGAUUUGACAGCCUAGAAUCUCUGAACCUUGGAGUAUUUGUGGUGUUUCUACCGACUGAACAAGGGAACCGAAAGGGAACUGGGAGACUCCUGCAACACACACGUUACUACAAUGCCUCAUUCAUGUUUUUGGUGUGCCAUUCUGUGUAGGCCCAGUCUGUGUGCGUACUUUAACACAUGGAUAGACCUUCCGUAGUGAAGAGGGAAAACCGCACAGGAGAAAUGAGGAUAAACUCCAUCUCUUUAAUUCUUCAUUCUGCAAAUCAACAUCUUCAGUGGAGUUGAAAGUUUUCUUGUUUGGGAUAGAGCUACACCACAAAAUAAUCCUGGAAAACUAAUAACAUCAAAGGAAGAAAUGUUGAAUAAGAAAAGAUUUUGCUGGUCAUGAUGAGAGACCAUAUAAUGCUACUUGAACAGAGAUUUUGAGUCUUAAAACAAGAGUGUAAUUUCAUUACACAUUAACUGGAACAAUAGGUAAAAGCGAAAAUGUGGAUUUGUGAAUCCACAGGGGAUUUUAAAAAUUUCAAUGUAUUUUGAAAUAAGUGGGGGCCAAAAUAUCUACAAUAGUUAACAGCCUUAAAACAUUUUCUUUUGUUAGUUGUUUGGUCAAGUCUUUGAAUGUCAACAUUAAUGAGUCUUUGUGAACCUUCAUCAGUAUGUCAUUAUAAAACUGUGACUAUGGCAACAAGAGGCCUGAUUACAUUCAGGACUAGGCCCUAGCAUGCAAAGCAGUCAGUGUUAGCAAUACCUGUCCAGUGUACUGGUAGAUCCAGAUCCAGAUGGUGCCACACAUCCAGUGUCCUCAAGUCAUUGAACAAACAGAAGUGCCAUUUGAUGGUCCCACAAGGAAGCUGGAGGAGUUAUCACCCGAAAGAAAGAACAAUGACUUGAAAAUGACCAGGAUUUGGUGGCUGAACUAAAUCGCAGUAUUAUUAUACCGUUACCACUUAGUCUUUGUGAAAACUGACUGAGUGACUGAUUAGUCAGUUAAUGACAUAAUCUAGAUAGAGCUUUUAAACUGCAUUUCAGAUGAAGCUGAUUUGCCAGUUGUUAAAAGUUUGUGUAGUCGAGCUGCUCUUGCUAUUGACUGUCAGUCACAAUGCUGCCCCAUUGCACUGAAUCUGGUAGAUGUAAAUGCUUUGAAAGAGGUUUGCAAUAGGACAUUAAUUGAAAGCAUAGUAAAAAGUUCUGAUGUACAGUUAAUCUUUUACUAAACAGGUUUGCCAUUUCAUAAAGUUUUUUUUAAAUCUUGUCUUACAAUAUUUGGGAAAUUGAUGAAAUGACAUUUAACAUCAGAUAUUUUAGAGUUUGUUUUUUGACCAAAAUUCCAAUUGACCCAUCUGAACUUGGUCAUGCAGUUAUAGACAGUGUUUCUUUGGGACUGGGAAGUUUCAGUUUCCAGCAGCAGAAAUAGGUUAUGACUGACUUCUCUCACCCAACAACAGUAAUGUGCUUAGUGGAUAAAAUGACUGGCCAAUAAACCAUGUUGCUGACUAAUGACUAUUUUAUCAUAGCAGUCAGUGUUACUUGCCUCCAUUUGAAAUUUCCUAUACCCACAGACUCCACGUGCAACAAUGGUAUUUUAUUUGGGUUUUUAGCAGCUACAGUUUGAGAAGAGCCAGCUAUUUUGUCAGAGGUAGCCAAGAUUAUUAUUCAUCAUUUCAUGUCUCCUGACAAUAUUGUCCAAUGGUUUAAAAUCUGUAUUGAUUCUUUAAUUGAGUUUUUAAGUAUCUCCCCACAAAACUGAUACAAACACAGACAAAACCAUGGGUCAAAGAUGUCCGUUGAUUUUUCUAAGUUUUUGGGAUGAAGUUAUGGAUCUUCUUAUGAAAAUGUUUAAGAUAAUUGUCUACAUGAAAACGAAUUGUACGAAUAUAUUGUUACUACAGUCGGGUAUAUGUGACAGUGACUGGAUUAGAGAGAGUCUUGCUGCAUUGAAACUGCGACCAUCAAUAAGUACUUGGGAGGUUUAAAUAAUAACCAAUUGUCAUUUAUUUUGUAAAUGUUCUCCCAUUUCCCUGGCCUUUUUGUCUUCCUCUAGAGACUGUACUGUAUCAGUAAAUAUUUUAGCAGCUAGACAAGGGACCAUUUUCAAUUAUUGCUGUCCUGAUGGUCAAGAGGAACAAUCAAUAUUUCUGUAACUUCUCAAUUAAUUUAAGAAUUAUUUUUGCAUCAAUUGAUUUCUUUAUUGGUUUUGAGUGCUCCAGCGACCCUGAUAUAGAGACUUUCUCUGGUUGUUUUACACAGACCAGCCUUCAGGUGUUACACAAUAUAUCCAGGUGGUUGUCAGCUGUAGCUGAUUUUAAAUUGCAAAUUGUUAAAUUUUUAAGUGCUUAUGUUGUUAAUUCCAUUCCUGUUCAUUUGUGGUACGGUUUCUGUUUCAACAUUCCACACUGUAACAUCCAUUUUCACACUCAACGUGGCUGCCAAAGCUGCUGUAUCAAUCAAAACGGUGGUCAGCCUAAAGUUUGUCUGUGUUGAAAAGAUCUGAUUAAUCACUAAUGCUCAAUGCAAUCUAAUGUUUUGUGCUCCAGUGGAAAUAUUGAGUGUUUGAGCUGAGCCUAAGGCUUACACAGAUGUAAAAGAUGAUGUAGGAAUUCUUUGCAAAAGUUUAACAAAAGUCAUGGAAAGUUUCAUUUAAGAUUGUCAUGUUUUUAUUCCCUCAACUUUCCAGUUGUUAUUAUCAUGUAAUAGUUAUGCAAAGUUUCCUUUGAGAGGAAAUGAAAACUUAGAUAUUUUGGAGUUCAUUUAUUGUGUAAUUUGAGUAAUUUACUUUGCCAAUGGAGGAGAAUCCGAGCUGAGCCCAAGACAUCCUGUUUGUUCCGAACAGGCACCUGGCUAAAUCCACUCCCCAAUCCCACCAACCCCUCCCCCACCCUAAACUCAUGUUCAGACAUUGUCAAAUAAAACUCAGGAACCUGCUACUCCAAGAAUUGGUGGUGUUAGACUGGCCAGCAACACCUUUAAGAACUUAGCCUCAGCAACAGGACCAGUUGAGAGAUUGUUAAAUCAAAUGAAAUCCUUGCAUUUAUUUAUUAAUACAGUACAAAAGCAAGGGAGUUAUUGCUAUACUUUUAUAAACCUCUAGUUAGGCUGCAAUUGGAAAACUGUAUCUACUUCUAAUUGCGGACACUACACUUUUGGGAAGAUGAAAAUGUCUUAGAGACUUGAAUGAGGGACUUCAGUUAAUGAGAUGAGACUGGAGAAGCUGGAACUGAUCUCCACAGAACAAAGAUGAUUAAAGGUCAAUUUAAUUUACUAUUUAUUCAAAGGGUUUUGAGAUAAUAAAUUUAGGAAGAUAACUAACCAGAGGGACAAAGAUUGAAGCCGAUUGAGAAAAUGCCAGAGGAGACAUGAGGAUAACUUACUUUAUGUGGCUAGAUGUUAUGAUCCGGAAUAUUCUGCCUGAAAGAACAAUGGUAACAGAUUCAAUCAGAACUUCCAAAAGGGGAAUUGGAUAAAAACCAGAUUAGGAAACAUUUCAGACAUAUGGGGAAAAGCAACAUGGAAUGCGAUUAAUUGGAUAGUACUGCCACAGAAACAUAAAUGAACUCAUUAAUGUAGCACCUUCUAAUAUAGGAAACUUCCUCAUGGCUUUUCAAAGACAUAGUAGAUAAAAACAGAUAGCCAACUAAAGACCUGGGUAGAGAAGAAGAGGUUUAUGGAGAAAUGCUUGUGUUUAGGAUUGUUGGUAACUGAAGGCAUGGUCAUUAUGUAGGGAUUCACAGAUUAGGUUGUUUCAGAGAUUAAAACUGGAGAAGUACAUAGAUUUCAGGGAAGUGUGGGACAUAGAGUGGCUGUAAACAGAAGAGAAGAAUUUUACAAUUGUAAUUAAUAAAGCAUGAGGGUUUCAGCACCAGACAGUGAUUGGUAGCUGGGGAUGUGGGGGAACAGGUGACCUGAGAGAAGGGAAAAGUCAGGCAUUUGGUCAGAAUGGGGGAGAUGUGGAGUUAGAACAUCAGCUCAGGGUUGAAUGGGACAGAGGCUGUGAACAGUGGUUCAACUUGAUUCACAAUCUGUGAUGUUACUAGAACCCACUAAUAAAUCUGUGGCAGAACUUCUACAAUAGGAUAUAACCAUAUUCAUGCUAUUAUCUGAACAGGUUUUAAAAAAAUUAAAUGAAAUUCCCUUUUUCAUUUUGGUGUAAAGAUUGGCUCCUCAACUUUCUGCUCUCAAUAUCCUUUUAUUUCUGGGUAAAUGUUGUUUGGCAAGAUGCAGUUUUCAGUGUCAAACUGAGCUCUUUCUUUCACUUUGAGCCUGUCAAACUGUUACUUGCUCUGAAAGUGCUUGGAUUAAGGAGAUUAAAGUUAGUACUGGUUCACUCUUUGUUUCAGGAUUUACAUUUUUACUGAUAUGAAAGACAGACUGACUACAGGCAGUUCACAAUCUAUACUGACUGUGCAAAAAUCAGGACAGGCAACAAAAAUUCCACGGUACAAUUUUAAAGGGGUGAAUGUACUCAAAUCUUUACAGGUGAUAACACAACACAAAUUGAGAAGGCCGUUUAAAAAAGCAGAUUGGUUCUCUGACUUUAUUAAAUGAGCGCUGGAGUACAAAAAUUAGGAGAAUUUUUUUUCGAACCGUAUAGGCUCCAGCUGGAAUUUUGUAUCCACUUCUUGUACUGCAUUUCAGGAAUGAUGUCAUGGCCCUCAAUAGCAGGAAUGGGGACAGCAGUUAUGUGGAAGGAUGGAAAAGCUGAGAUUGUACUCCUUUGAACAAAACUAUUUAAGGAGAUUAAAGAUAGGUAUUUAGAUUGUAUUUAUUACUACCUUAUUUUGGUAUACAGUAAAUCCUCAUAAAGUAAUGGUGGCAUUUGUGAAAUUGUGACCUUAAAUGGGAUUAAUCAGUGAGUCUCACAGACAUCCAUGUUAAAGCCAGCACUGGGUUCCUUCAGACAUUUCUCACCUGGAGGAAAGAAUGUAAAACUUGAACUGCUAUGCUACAGAUGCACAGCACUGUGCAUUCUCAGCUAAAAUAACUUACAAGAUAAAGUACAUCACUGAAUAAAAAAGGAAUACAUUAAAAACUGCCAAACUGAUACAAAAUGUUGAAGCUUUUUGUCACAUUCUUCAUAUUCAUUAAGACGAUACACAACCUAUAUAUUAAGAGUAACAGCAUAAGCCAUGUGCUGUUUCAAAAUCAUUAUCUUAUUUCCAACAUACUCCUCAAAGAAGCUAUUGACAUUUGAAGUAUGUCACUUUAUAACAGAGAUUGAAAUGUGCGACUGGUGUCCAAUUCUGUGUUCAUUGAAAUCAUGAACUUAGAAACUUGGUUGAGUUCAGUUUCCAUGAUACCAUGUGCACCCACAUAGCUGAGGCUGCCACAUGAUCCCCUUUGGACCCAGCACUUGCUAACAAAUCGUUGGUUACCUUGACAAGCAAAACUGCGAUGAUUGACCUCUCAAUCCUUACAUAUUUCUGAUUUAAAUGUUUGCAAUAUUUGAAUCUGCAGUAGCAUCAAAGAAUUUCUUUACCU